Molecule: messenger RNA, 2847 nt
Organism: Drosophila montana
Lineage: Eukaryota; Metazoa; Arthropoda; Insecta; Diptera; Drosophilidae
Gene: Tmem63
Product: transmembrane protein 63
Exons: 3
Coding region: 197-2497 (766 amino acids)
Cellular component (GO): plasma membrane
Molecular function (GO): calcium-activated cation channel activity
Source: RefSeq, a predicted model, not a curated record
AAUAUAUUGGCUUUUACUGUUAACAACACAUUAGCGAAAUGUUAGUUAACAGUUGUCCGAGCAAACGAGCGUAACGUAGAAACAAACAAGAAAGUUAUAUUAAAUGCAAUAAAUAAUUUGCAAUCAACAAAUAAAAUAAAGCUGAAAGUGAUUCACUUGCUCUCACUCACACAACUGAGCGCUUGGUUACCUUAAAAUGGAUGAUAUUACGGUGCACGAUAAUGGCUACCAGAACAACUCGUUCUGUCUGGUGGUGGGCAAUCGCACCACGAUCUUUACCAGCGCCUACAAUGGCAUACCCGAGACUCUUAUAUUGAAUACGAUCUUUUGGGUGCUGCUCAUCCUUCUGUUUACCACGCUGCGUCAUCAGGCGAGCGACUAUCGCCUGGCGCUAGUCAAUGCCAAUGGCACCAAGAAGCGUUGGACGGAAAUAUUUUAUUCGCGUGCCGCCAGCUAUGUCGAACCCCAACCGGGCACAUCCACGCAAGAGAAUCCCACACCCAGGCCCAGUGUGGAUUCAAAUCAAUCCCAGCAAGGGGACUCCACGCCGCUAUCGCCCAUACAAACCGAACCGGGCAUUUUCAGUUGGAUAAAAGUCAUCUUUAAGCUGCGCAAGCAAACGAUUCUGCUCCACUCAGGCCCGGAUGCGGUGCACUACUUGUCAUUUCAGCAGCAUUUAAUGAUUGUCAUGGCAGUGGUCACCAUCAUUUCGCUGGCUAUUAUUUUGCCCAUCAAUUUCUUGAAUGGACCCACGGAGACGCCGUACGAUGUUAAUGCAUUUGGGCGCACCACAAUGGCCAAUUUGUCGCCGAAUUCGUCCUGGCUGUGGGUGCACACGAUCAUUACCAUAUUGUAUAUACCGCUGGUGGUGCUGGUUAUGCGACGAUCCUCGGGUCGCAAUGCGUUCAAAAAGGCAGCUACGCGCACCAUCAUGAUAUCAAAUAUAUCCAUCAGUGAUCGCAACAAGACCGUCAUACGCAAUUAUAUGCAGGAGCUGUUCCCGGACGUGACCAUCGAGAGCGUCAGCAUUGCCUACAACAUUUCCCGCCUGUUUGUCCGUAACGCGGAAUAUGAAAGGGCGCACGAUGCGCGUGUUUAUUGUGAACACCAUCGGGAUCGGGACACGCUAAUGGCCAAGCCGGAGAUGUGCUCGUGCAAGAAGGAGAAUGCCUUCGAGUAUUAUCAACGCGAGGAGCGCAAGCUCUCUGGGGAUGUGGCACGUUUGCGAGCUUCGACCAUGAAUGAGCCAUUGGACAUUGCUUUUCUGACCGUCUCCACGGUGCAAGAGGCCCAAAAUAUUGUUACCCACUUUACGCCCGGCACAUACAGACAGUGGCACGUUAUGUUUGCACCAUCGCCCGAUGACAUCUUCUGGGAGAAUCUGAAUGUGAACAAGAGCCAUUGGUAUUUGAAAUUCGUUUGCGUGAACGUGGUGCUCUUCAUUGUACUUUUCUUCCUCACCACACCGGCGAUGGUGGUCAAUUUGCUGAACAGUCGUCCCUGGCUCAAGGAUACGGAGACCAAGAUAUCACCACUUGUGUCCGAGUUCUUGCCCACAUUGAUGCUGUGGACGCUGUCGGCGCUGAUGCCAGUCAUUGUUUCUAUAUCGGACAAAUGGAUGGGUCAUUACACCCGCUCCAAACAGAACUAUUCGAUAAUGACCAAGUGCUUUGGCUAUUUGCUGCUGAUGAUUCUUAUAUUGCCCUCAUUGGGCUUAACCUCGGCGCAGGCACUCCUGGAAUGGGGGCUAACUAACGAAACUGGACGUUGGGAGUGCAUUUUCUUGCCGGAUCGUGGCUCGUUCUAUGUCAACUAUAUAAUAACCGCUGCCUUUAUUGGUACCUCAUUGGAGCUGUUGCGUUUCCCCGAGCUAAUCGUCUAUAUAUGGGCACUCCUGAAGGCCACCUCAAAGGCGGAGACGCCAUAUAUACGUAAGUCCAUAUUGAUUGAGUUCCCAUUUGGCACACACUACGCCUGGACCACACUCGUCUUUACCAUAUCCAUCGUGUACAGCGUGUUCUGUCCAUUGAUAAUGCCUUUUGCUAUGAUCUAUAUAAGCCUGAAGCAUAUGGUGGAUCGCUAUAAUCUGUACUUUGCUUAUGGACCAUCCAAUAUGAUAUCACGCAAAGGUGGCAAAAUACAUUCCACGGCUGUCACCAUGACCAAGUUCUCGGUCUUGAUAUUGGUUCUGGUUAUGGCGAUGAUCUGCGUUUUCCGCGGCGAUCGUGGCAUGGCACGCUUUUUGAUACUCAUCAUCACCUUGGCCAUAACCGUGACGUUGUUCAUCUUUAUGUCGCCCAUCAAACGCUGUGCGGCGACGCGACGUCCAAGUAUUGUGGAAAUCGCGGGCCCUGCACCCGCCUAUAUACCCGAUGUACUAAAAACCCGCCCGGAAACCAGCGCCAGGCCCUCGGUAACGGGUUAUGCAGGAUAUGGCUCGGACAAUGUCUCCGAUUACGACAGCUCCCAGUACAGUGUCAAUAGCGUCGAGGCGUAAGAGCAUGUAUUUUUUAAAUAAUUUUUUGUAGCUAAAACGAGACUUGAUAAGCAAUCAAAGUGUUGAGACAUUUACAUAUUUUUGUAUUAAGAUUUUAAAAGCCGCUGUAACUUUCAAAUUGAUGUUUAAAAAGGCUUUGUUUGCAAAAUGAGAUGGAAAAUGUGAUAUCAAUUAGCCUCGUGAAUUGCGUCUGAGUUCAGUUGAAUAACGUUUUCAAAAAACGUGCCCUGCUGCGCCCCUAUAAAUGUAAUUUCUUUUUGUACAUACACACAUAUAUCUAUAUAUAUAUAUAUAUACAUAUAUCAAUAAUCAUAAUUAACCUACUUUAUAUAAUUAUUUGUAAUUGCAAU